Messenger RNA from Daphnia pulex (common water flea), 1306 nucleotides. RefSeq names its product pancreatic lipase-related protein 2-like. Lineage: Eukaryota; Metazoa; Arthropoda; Branchiopoda; Diplostraca; Daphniidae. The transcript is spliced from 8 exons. The coding region runs from base 53 to 1054 and encodes 333 amino acids. Gene Ontology annotation, biological process: lipid metabolic process. The record is from RefSeq and is a predicted model, not a curated record. Gene Ontology annotation, molecular function: lipase activity.
UGAAAAACCACGACCUUAUUUCUUACGUUUUGGGAGAGACCACGGGAAAAACAUGGCUCCAUUCCCGCAUUGGUUUAUAGCCUGCGCCUUUCUUCUUGGAGCAAGUCCCGUUCGAUCCUACGUCAUGGAUAGCGAUGUAUCCGUCCAAGUGCCCGGCUCGUAUCUCGCCAAUGCCAGUUCGGUCUUUUUCAACCUGUAUACGAGGAAUAAUCCGUUCGAGCCUGAGAUUCUGAGACUUGGCGACUUGGAAUCACUCCAACAGUCGAAUUACAAAUCUUUUCUUCCGACAAAAAUGGUUGCCCACGGAUAUAACGGCGAUCCGGGAACUUUUAAUUCCACCAAAAAUGCGUUCCUUAGGCGUGAGAACUGCAAUUUCAUCACCAUCGAUUGGACUGAGUUGGCUUCUGGAUUCGACUACCCUUUGAUUGUUGUUCGCAAUAUUCCACUGGCCGCCUCGGAAAUCGGAGCAUUUGUCGAAUUUCUCUGUGAAAAUACCGGUGCGUCGUUGAAAUCGUUUCACUUGAUUGGAUUCAGCUUGGGGGCUCACGUCGCAGGCGGUGCCGGAGCCGCAAUAGGUUUGGGAAAAGUAUUUCGCAUUACAGGACUGGAUCCGGCCGCCCCUGGGUUCUCCGUUAACGACACAGAAACGCGAUUGGAUCCGACAGACGGGGACUUUGUUGAUAUUGUACACACAAACAGUGGGUCGCUGAUUCAAGGUGGGGAGUCCAUGAUAGAACCCAUCGGACAUGCAGACUUUUACCCGAACGGAGGUCAACAGCAGCCCGGCUGUCUGUUAACCAAAUCAGAAGAAGAAGUAGAUUUCCAAGAAGCUGAAACGAGAGACUGCAACCAUAGUCGGGCGGUGAUGUACUUUGACGAAUCCAUCAACAGUAGGAUCGGUUUCCGAGCCCUGCAGUGCGAUUCUCUCGAAGAAUAUCAAAUGGGAUUUUGUGACAGCAACCCCGCAGCUUUGAUGGGAGAGCCAACUCCAGUCACAACCCGAGGCAUCUUCUACUUGAUAACGAACGACGUGGAACCGUUUGCCAUGGGGUAGAAGAAUCCCGUCCGUUGCACAAGUCCGUGCGUUGCAGGAGAUAAACGUACCGUACCAAACGUCCCAAAACACAAACUGUUACAACAGAACAAAAAAAGAAAGGAGAGCGAGAGAGAGAGAGAGAAAACGACUGGAGGAAUAAAUCAAAUAAACAGUUAGGUACAUGUCAAAAAAGGAAAGAGUUUGCUUCACUCAUUUUUUUUGUACCUUUGACGAGAGUUGUACGUACGUAUACAUCUGGAUUUUCGUUGA